AAAGAAGAGCCUUCAAAUGUCAGAGAGAAAUUCUUUGAAUUUGUUAAAAUAAGUCAAAGAAGUUUAUUGGCCGUUGCUAAUGGCAACAUCAGUAGCAAACAGUUUCAAAUGACAGCUAAAAGUGGCUUCUUUAUUAAUCCCCUUGUAUCCGAGUCAAUCAAGCAAUUUAUCGACGAGAAUCAGCUCUCCGCUCAACGAAACGAAAUCCCCACGAGAUCUUUGAAAAUGACUCCUUGA
Molecule: messenger RNA, 237 nt
Organism: Ambispora leptoticha
Lineage: Eukaryota; Fungi; Glomeromycota; Glomeromycetes; Archaeosporales; Ambisporaceae
Source: the annotation of a GenBank genome assembly